Scophthalmus maximus (turbot) is the source of this 1283-nucleotide messenger RNA. It is a transcript of the gene ccdc43, whose product is annotated as coiled-coil domain containing 43. The coding region runs from base 36 to 686 and encodes 216 amino acids. Lineage: Eukaryota; Metazoa; Chordata; Actinopteri; Pleuronectiformes; Scophthalmidae. The transcript is spliced from 5 exons. The record is from RefSeq and is a predicted model, not a curated record.
CCCGUGCGCCUUCGAAGGACCCCAAAAGGUCCAAGAUGGCUGCGCCCGGGAGGACGGACGCCGGGGAGUUUGAAAGCUGGCUAAACGAUCGACUGGACUCGCUGGAGGUGGACCGCGAGGUGUACGGGGCGUACAUCCUGGGCGUGCUGCAAGAAGAGGAGGGCGACGAGGAGAAGGAGGACACGCUGCAGGGGAUUCUGUCCGCGUUCCUGGAUGAGGAGGCGGCUGGAGAUGUCUGCAAACAGAUCAUCAAGCAGUGGACGGAGUUCUGCAGCCGAUCAGUAUCCGGAAGAGAUGCGGAUGAUGCUGAGGUCCAGGCCAUCGCCAGUCUGAUAGAAAAACAAGCUCAGAUCGUGGUGAAGCAGAAGGAGGUGUCCGAGGAGUCGAAGAAAAGGAAAGAAGCCCUCCUCGCUCAGUAUGCCAACGUGUCGGAUGGCGAGGAUGAAGCUGAAGAAGAGGAGCCAGCAAGUGGAUUUAGCCUCCCAGGAAAUGAGAAGUCGUUGUUCAAGAACACCAACGUGGAGCAGGUGCUGAACAGACAGAAGCAGAAGCGGGAUCAGGCCCGCGAAGACGCUCAGAAGAAGAAGGAGACGGACAAGAUGCAGCGGGAGAAGGACAAACUGGCCAAACAAGACCGGAAGGACAAGGAGAAGAAGCGCACACAGAAAGGCGAACGCAAAAGAUAAAAACCCAGAGGAAAGGACACUUACUUUGUUUCGUGAGGAAAAAAAGGUUUUGUUACGAGACAGGAAAAAAGAAAAGAAAAAUGCAACCUAAUCCUUAAUGGCUUCAGUAUGAUGCAUCAGACCGUCCGUAUUAAUUACGUGUGCUGGAUGUUGUGCAUGUUCAAAAUCCGAUUUUUAUUUAUUUUAUUUGGACACUGGUAUGGGUUGAUACAGAAGGAUGAUGACUCACGCUGACUGGGAUAAAAAAAAUUGGCUUAUUUAAGUCUCUGCCUUUGACUGAGCCUCGACAACGUUACCCCUGAAAUUAUCCACGUAAAACAUAAAAUGGAUUAUUGUAAAAAUGGAGGGAUGCUUUCAAAAUAACUUGGUCCACAGAGUUUCUGCUGUUAUUCAUUUAUUUUCCCCAUCGAACAUUUUUACUUAAUUUCAACAUUUUAGGUUUUUACUUUCACCGUCAUUCAUCGCGUUUGCCUCAAGAAUAAGAACAAAAGGAAUGGUUGCAAAAAUGAUACCUCAAAUAUAUCAUCUACCGUGAUUUGAAUGUUUAUAUUGAGGUUCAUCAUUUUUAAAGGAAAAAUAAAGGAAAAAAACAAACAA